UUAACAAAAAAUAAAGCUUACCAAAAGCACUACACAAACAACCCUCCGUUUCUUCCUUUUUUCUUUUUUUUUCCUCUGCUUUUCUUGCUGCCUCUGCUAAGCAUCUUUACCUUACUUUCCCUUUUCCUUUUUUAUUUCUUUCUCUCAUCUUUUCCCUCUUCCUUAUUCUUUCCUUGUUCGUGGAGUAAUAUUUUUUCUCUCUCUCUCUCUCUCUCUCUCUCUCUCUUUUUUUACUCUUUCAUUCUCUUCUUCUUCUUCUUCUUCCAUCAAACCAAAAUUCUGCUCCUCCUUCACUACCUUCUGGCAUUGUUUUUGUAUGAUCAGUAAAGUUGAAUUGCUUUUUUUUACUUACCAGUUUUUUUUUUCCCUAAAGUAAAUUCUCCUUCUUGGGUACUCUUUUUUUUUUUUUUGCUUUGGAAUUUUCUUGGGUUUUUUUUUCUGAAAUAUUUUACUGUGCUUGAUCUUUCCCGCUUAUACAUAUUUUUUUUUCCUUUCCUUGGAUCGAACAGUGAAGCUGAAGUGUGUUUUCACCUCAAGAACACACCAGAUUAAAUCCUUUUCUCUCUCUUCAUUUUUUGUACUUUCCGUUUGAUUUCUUGCCCUUUUCCUAGUGUUUUUUUUUCUUGAUCAAAGAGUUGAACUUAUUAUUAUUAUUAUUAUUAUUUGGUUCUGGGGGACUAAUUCCUAUAAUGGGACUCUGCCAUGGAAAACCCAUUGAAAACCAACAAAAGCAAUCAAGGGACAUCUCAAUCCCAGCUGAAAAGGAUGCAGCACCAAAUUCCAACUCCUCAAAGUCAUCAAAUUUCCCAUUUUACAGUCCAAGUCCAUUGCCCAGCCUCUUCAAGACAUCCCCAGCUGUACCCAGUGUGAAUUCUACUCCUCUUCGCUUCUUCAAACGGCCAUUCCCUCCCCCCUCUCCUGCAAAGCAUAUCAAGUCAUUGCUGGCAAGAAGGCAUGGCUCAAUUAAGCCUAACGAGGCCUCAAUCCCUGAAGGAAGUGAGUGUGAGGUUGGUUUGAAUAAGAGUUUUGGGUUUUCGAAGCAUUUUACGUCUCAUUAUGAGCUUGGUGAGGAAGUGGGGCGUGGACAUUUUGGAUAUACUUGCUCCGCUAAGGCCAAGAAAGGAAGCCUCAAAGGCAAUGACGCCGCUGUCAAAGUUAUUCCUAAGUCCAAGAUGACCACUGCAAUUGCCAUAGAGGAUGUAAGACGAGAGGUGAAGAUACUACGAGCUUUAACUGGUCAUAAGAACUUGGUUCAGUUCUAUGAUGCCUAUGAAGAUGAUGAAAAUGUUUACAUAGUAAUGGAAUUGUGCAAGGGUGGCGAACUUCUAGAUAGAAUACUUUCAAGGGGUGGAAAAUACCCUGAAGAAGAUGCUAAGGCUGUCAUGGUUCAGAUUUUAAGUGUUGUGGCCUUUUGUCAUCUUCAAGGUGUAGUUCACCGUGACCUUAAGCCUGAGAAUUUUCUGUUCACUACUAAAGAUGAGGGUUCUCCUCUAAAGGCAAUUGAUUUUGGACUUUCAGACUAUGUGAAGCCAGAUGAAAGAUUGAAUGAUAUCGUAGGAAGUGCAUAUUAUGUUGCUCCUGAAGUACUACAUAGAUCGUAUGGGACUGAGGCUGACAUGUGGAGUAUCGGAGUAAUUGCUUAUAUACUUCUUUGUGGAAGUCGACCAUUUUGGGCACGAACAGAAUCUGGCAUCUUUCGAGCUGUCCUUAAAGCUGAUCCAAGCUUUGAUGAAGCCCCUUGGCCAUCUUUAUCCCCUGACUCGAUAGAUUUUGUAAAGAGAUUGUUGAACAAGGACUACCGUAAGAGACUAACUGCUGCUCAGGCUCUGAGUCAUCCAUGGUUGGCAAACUUUCAUGACAUAAAGAUACCAUCAGAUAUGAUAAUAUGCAGGCUCGUUAAAGCUUAUAUAGGCUCCUCUACACUACGAAGAGCAGCAUUGGGGGCUCUUGCAAAGACGUUGACUAUCCCACAGCUUGCUUAUCUCCGGGAACAAUUCUCAUUGUUAGGGCCUAACAAAAGUGGAUUUAUUCUGAUGCAGAAUUUUAAGACGGUGAUGUUGAAGAACUCUACUGAUGCUAUGAAGGAUUCGCGGGUCCUUGAUUAUGUCAACAUGAUUAGUUCUAUUCAGUAUAGAAAAUUGGACUUCGAAGAAUUUUGUGCUUCUGCAGUAAGUGUGCAUCAGCUAGAAGGAAUGGAAACAUGGGAACAGCAUGCAAGGCGUGCAUAUGAUUUGUUUGAUAAGGACGGAAACAGGCCCAUUAUGAUAGAGGAACUUGCCUCGGAACUUGGACUUAGCUCAUCAGUGCCGGUUCACGUUGUUCUUCAAGAUUGGAUUAGACACUCAGAUGGGAAGCUUAGUUUCUUGGGAUUUGUUAGACUUCUACAUGGAGUAUCUUCACGCACAUUUCAGAAAUCUUGAUGUUGAAUUGGACGACGUUUUAUCUCUUCUCCUCACUAUUGAGAAAACAAAUGCGUGCUCAAAUCUGAAGCAAAGCUAAUGCGACAUCUGAAUUCAAUCGCGGAAGAAAAGAAAAUAGAGCUUAAAGGCCAAUCUGACAUGCCCUUUAUGUUUCUGCAGCAAGCAGUUUGCACCAUCUUUUCUCACCGUCUCUCUUUUUGGGGGGUGUAGGUCUAGGAUUGUUUUUCUUCCCACUCUUGCAUAUCUUCUCUCAGUUGCCAAAAUAGUAAAACAAUUAUUAUUAUAUAUAAUAAAUAUGAUCAUUGUUGUUUAGUCUUUCUCCCAACCCUUAGAUGUUUCAUCCUAUCCCUUAGUUCAAUUUAUGUCCUUGAAGCUUGAGACUCAAAUUCAAAUGGAUGGAGACUCCAUUGAUUUAACUAUUUUUUCUGUGUUUAGGCUUGGGCUUGCUUUGUACCUGAAACAAAUUGUAGUGGAUGGAUGGAUGGAUGGAGUGUCAUUUAUGUAUAAAAUUCACCCCAUUUUAAAGGUGUUUUGGGACGUGUGAUUUUGAGGCUAAUUAAUAUUACACAUCUUAAUUUGUCA
Molecule: messenger RNA, 3002 nt
Organism: Gossypium raimondii (Peruvian cotton)
Lineage: Eukaryota; Viridiplantae; Streptophyta; Magnoliopsida; Malvales; Malvaceae
Product: CDPK-related kinase 7
Exons: 11
Coding region: 690-2420 (576 amino acids)
Biological process (GO): peptidyl-serine phosphorylation; protein autophosphorylation; intracellular signal transduction
Cellular component (GO): cytoplasm; nucleus
Molecular function (GO): calcium/calmodulin-dependent protein kinase activity; calmodulin binding; calcium-dependent protein serine/threonine kinase activity
Source: RefSeq, a predicted model, not a curated record